AUGUAUCACAGAAGAUUGCAGGAAGUGACAGAAAGUUCUCCGAAUGGAAAGAAAGAUAAUGGAGAAUAUUUCUUUCACCAGAGGUAUGAAGAUUACCCUCAGGGGCAGACCAACUGGCCUGACCAGUCUUUCUGCAGGUGGGGCCUCUUCUCUCUCUAUAAAUAUCCAGCAGGAAUCUGGGAUAAUACACAGUCUACAGAUCAACACCAACUCUCCGUUGUGGUGACCAAGACACAAGACUACAACAUGAAAUCCACAUUGAUCCUUGCUGUGAUCGCCAGUCUCUUGAUGUGUCAGCUCACCUCUGCAGCUAACGAUCAAAUCUGUAACUUAUCUGUCCAGAGGGGACCAUGCAAGGGGAACAUUUCUCGCUAUUACUAUAACAGAAACACAGGCGAAUGCGAACAAUUCACCUUUGGCGGUUGUGUAGGAAAUAAAAACAACUUUGAUACUAAGAGUUCCUGCGAGAAUACCUGCAAAUCAACAUCUGCCCUGUCCCUGUGUAACUCAGUGACCACCACUGGGGCCGCAAAAAACAGCUGUGCUGCGAGUGGGAGGUGUUUGAGCAGGGAACUAGGACCUCAGCUGCGGAGUAAGCCACCUGCAUUUGCUGAUGCAGCUUCUAUAGUUCUGGCUGCAGGUCCCCACAGGCGCCGGCAGAGUGAUCUACAUCUGCACUCCGCUCCCCCCCCCUCCGGCCUCUCUCUCCUUUGGAAUGAAAGCAGUGGACUGGAGCCUGGAGAGCAGCAUACAAGUGGCUUCAGCCUGCUGCUAGAUCGAGAUCAAAUCUGUAACUUACCUUCAGCGAAGGGACAUUGCAUGGCGUACAUGAAACGUUUUUUCUAUGACAGAAACACAGGCGAAUGCAAAAUGUUCAUCUAUGGUGGUUGUCAAGGAAAUAGUAACAACUUUCCUACUAAGAGUUCCUGCGAGGAUACCUGCAAAUGAG
Molecule: messenger RNA, 949 nt
Organism: Rana temporaria (common frog)
Lineage: Eukaryota; Metazoa; Chordata; Amphibia; Anura; Ranidae
Product: carboxypeptidase inhibitor SmCI-like
Exons: 5
Coding region: 1-948 (315 amino acids)
Molecular function (GO): serine-type endopeptidase inhibitor activity
Source: RefSeq, a predicted model, not a curated record